This is a messenger RNA of Micropterus salmoides (largemouth bass), 3305 nucleotides long. Its product is annotated as neurogranin-like. The coding region runs from base 2105 to 2377 and encodes 90 amino acids. The transcript has 3 exons. Gene Ontology annotation, molecular function: calmodulin binding. Lineage: Eukaryota; Metazoa; Chordata; Actinopteri; Centrarchiformes; Centrarchidae. The record is from RefSeq and is a predicted model, not a curated record.
CACAUUUCACACAUUUUUAUAUGCCUUAACAUUAUUUUGUUAUUUGCAAUGAUAAAAUAGCCCUGAGAGUUUAGCAUUUAUGGCCAUAAGUUGAUGAUUUGAAUAUAAUAGGAUGUUGCAGCUCACCACAUCUCCUCUACUGUUAUCAGCAGGCUGAGGAUAAAUGUUCAGUUUCAGACAGAGGUAUCUGUAGCUAGGCUACAGUCUGCUCUGCUCCCAUUCCUGUCUCAGGUAGCUAUAAAAAUAAACCCUUCAAGGACGAGUGUGAUCAACAGUGGCCAUCAAUUUUUUUUCUCCCCUAUGACUCUAGGGGUAGGUGAUUGAAAAUAUCUCCAAAGAAGUUGAUUUUCUGCAUGAUGUAUGGUGGUUGCUCUGAAAAACUUUGAAUGUCAUCGAGAAGGGUUAUGAUAAAAUUCUCUUUAACUCAAAUGUUAGUUGAAAUUGGACUUUCAGUCUCAAAGUUCACUGUAAUCUGUUUCUUUCUUCCUAUACGGCCGUGCUCAAGAUGCUGUAUGAGGACUCUGAGGCACUGCCGCAUGCUCAUAAAACUGUAAUACUGUGGCUUUGUUAGUGCCAGAUCCCCUCUCCUCUCGGGAGCCACCACAGCCUUCGCAGGUUGGAACUUGAUUCAGUAAUCUCUCAUCAUAAAAGACAGACUGAACAAUUUGUCUUGUGAAUUAGGCCUUUAACAUUUUUACCACUAUCAAAGUUAGCCCUGUCUGAUUUGUCUGGACCAACAGUGCUCCAAACACGCAGGGAGAGGGGGUGUCAGAAGGGGUAUUAAGAAUGUUACCAUGGUAACCCCUCACCAUCCUGCUCUCUCUUAGUGUCGUCAUGAAAUUAAUAGGAGAUGGUGAUGCUGAUAGUUGCUAUGCACCAUCUGUAUUAGUAAUCUACCUUUAAUAGCAGUUUCUAACUGACUCACAAAGCUGUACACUAAAUAGGCCAUCUAUUCUAACAGUGACCUAGCUGCAAUAUCUCACAUGCCUUGUCUAGUCUUUUUUGUUUUAUUUUAAUGUGCCAACAGUGAUGUUCCUAUACUCUAAUCUUCUUAUCGAAUAAAUAAAGUGUUUAGAUACAUAAUGAUUAGGGUAAGAUGAGCAGACUAACUAUAUCAUCAGUGAUUACAGCAAAUUUAAUUACACUGUGGUUGUCGUUCCUACACACUAACAAAGUAAAAUGAUUAAUGCAGUAAGUCAGCUUAGUGUAAUUAGGUGUGAGGCUAAAUUAACAUAUUGUUUGAAUGGUUGGAAAACCAGCAGGAGAGCGUUAAUGUCAGAGAUAUAACUCAGAUAAAUGGACAUUUUCUGUUUCUCUCCCUCUCCGUCUUGUCUCUGAGGCUGGCAGAGGAGUGUGGGCGGUCAUACCAGCUGGGAUCAGAGGGAUGGAGAGGGCUGUUAGCUCACUCUGCCUCUAAUAAAUGUACAACACCUCCUAGUGUAAAACAGUCCAAGAUGCUUAUGCUGUUUUAUUUUUACACUAUUAGUAGAAUUUGAAAGUCAGCAAUUAUUGUUUUAUGGCCAUCUGGCUUUUACAUAGUAUUUCUAUGUUGGUCAUCUGUUGUUAUUUGUGGUUUAUUAUUGUAACACUGCAACUUGUUUUAUGAUGCUCUCUGCAUGGUGUAGUUACUUUGUGUUUUUCCUCAUUUAUAUCCAGACUGUAUAUAUCAUCAUUUUCACUUGUGUCAAAAACUUUCAAACUUUAAAUCACUGAAUUGGUAUUUCAGUCACUUUUCUAAAGUCUAACACAAUCUGCGCUCGGUGAAUGUUGAGGUCUGGUAAAGGUCUGUAACAGUGAACACAGUAGGUCAGCAGCCUUAAUGAGACAGAAAAGAUGGAACACAUGCUGCCAUGUUUGUAGGAGGUCUCUCUUCCCCUCCCUCCCUCUUUCUCUCUUCCUCUCUUUCUGACUGUAUGUCUCUCCCUCACUGUGCGUGCACGGGUGUGACUGAACAUACAGUGAUUGUUAGUAAGAGCCAGUGAAGCAUCUGUAUUAUAACCGAGACUCGUUUAAAGAUAGUUUUGCUUGGUCCACAUAGAAAUCGAGGCAUUCAAUUCAUACUAGGUCAUCUCACCUGAAGACUCAAGUCAUCUCUGAGUAAGACAUGGACUGUCACAAUGAGGAGUGCAGCCGGCCCCAGGAGGAGGAAGACAUCAUGGACAUCCCCCUGGAUGACCCUGAGGCCAACAGGGCUGCCGCCAAGAUCCAGGCUGGCUUCCGUGGCCACAUGACCCGUAAGAAGAUGAAGCCGGAGGACAAAGCAGAAGGGGAGGAGGUGAGCAGCACUGGGGAUGUGCUCAACAGCAGCCAGGGGGACUCAGAGACAGGAGGAUCGGGGGCAGUAGAGGGAGACGACACAUCUGUGCCAGAGCAGUGACGCCCCUGUCCUGACCUGGAUGGAGAGAAAGAGGGGAAGCAAGGUAGCGAGAGAUGGCUGGCAUUAGCUGGCUGGGCUUUGCUUUCAGGCACACCUUUUUACCCCCAGGAGUCAUUUUCUUUUUCAACGCAAAUUAGCAGUAGAAAAUGAGCCGACAGUUUUGAGGGUGUGUUGUGUGAAUUUUGUGAACUUUAACACUCCGUCUCUGCUUCUCCAGCAGUACGGAUGUCUUUGACCCAGAAUUUGCAACUCACUGCAUGUACUUGUGAAACUUCUGGUAGUGUGCUAGUUUUUAGAUGAUGAUCUGUGAAUGUGAAAAUGAAUGUCCUCUAAAUGCUUAACAGGGCUUAUUUUGGAUGGAUCAGUUCAUACCAUCUGUGUAUAAACCCUGUAUGCAUCAGCACUUGACUUAUAAUUAGUGGCUUCAAUUAAUUGUUAUUUUGCAUUGUUUUCCAAUGUGCUUGUAUCUUGACUAUUAUUUACCUAUUUGACUUGCUUACAAAAAUUAUUAAAACAUCAAAAAUAUCAAAAGAGAAGUAGCUAUGUAUGUUCUAUUUAUUCAGAGUUACUUAAUUCAGAUUGCAAUUGUCUUUGUUAUCUUUUUGAUCACAUUAUAAGUAAGUUCUCUUUUCACCUUUUCAGGCAUUUUCUAUAAAUCUGAUCUUCCACAACAGUAAGCAUGCAGUAAUUACAGUUUUUUUUUCCAGAUGCAUUUGGUACAGCUUUACCUUAUGAGACAUUUGUUCAAUAUGCUCUGUUGUUGUGUUGGUGGAUUUGACUUGUUUGACUUGUUAAAUCAGGUGUGUGAAAUUCCAUUGUCAGAGUUUGCAGAGCCAUCAUGCUAUUAAAAUAAUUGAAUAGUACAUUGCUGAACUUUGCUGUAGAGUCAUGACAUUACACUAAUAAAUCCACCUUAAAUAUACGGUGA